CUUGGUUUGAGGAGGAGGGAAAGCAAGAAGGCCAUGCUUCCAUCAAGCCUGUGGUGGAAGCCUUUCGAGAAGAUGUCAAGGACGAGGGCCAACCACGAAUCCUGCUACGGAAUCUGUGAGGAGGUGUUGUUCCCUUCGCUGAGUUCCGGUGUGCCAUCGCAUCGAGUCGCGAGGCGGCCGAAAGCUGAAGAGGUUUCUGCGGCGGAAGGUGACAGCUCUCCGAAGAUCAUCUGCUUGAAGGAUGCUUUGCUAUCUUUCCUGGAUGGUCGCGAAGGUUUCAUCGCCCACAUCAACGAGAUCAACAACGAUCGGGGCUUGAAGGAGGUGAUGGCUGCACAGCCGAAGCCCAUGAUGGCAAUCAAUAAGGUGUGGCUGAAGCAACACAAGGAGGAUUUUAGCUUGUUCCGCGCCAGCGACAACGAGAUGUACGUGGCAAAGACCGAGGCGUUAAAGGAACAGAAGGCAGCCAGGGCAAAGGCCGGGGAGGCGAAACGGCAGCCUGCGUACCAGCAGGUGAUUCAGAAAGCAGAUGCUGCGGCAGUGCCCUUGGUCUAUGAGUUCAGUUCCAAUCGGGCUCCUGAGGAGACCCACGGCACAGAACUUUGGUUCCAAAAGUUUCGAGAGGCGCUUCAGGGGUCUACGGGUCACACGACUAGCGAACUCCUGGCAAAAGUGCCAUUGUUUGCCGCAGCCAUGGGUGCAAGUCGACCGCGACAACAAGAGGAGUUGUUGGUCACCUUUCUUCAAAACUACCCACAGAGCUUCAAGGUGGAGAAGAAGGGCUUCGGUGCCGAACGAACUUACCUCGUCUCUCUGCGGUGAUGCCUGAAAAAGAUCUGUACAUAGCAAGUUACACCGUUGAACUGUACAUAAACUGCGAGAGCUUCGCGAUGGAUUCAUAGCCAAAGACUCCAAAAAAAAACCCGAAACCCAAACACACAAAAG
Cladocopium goreaui is the source of this 945-nucleotide messenger RNA. The record is from the annotation of a GenBank genome assembly. NCBI's taxonomy places the organism in Eukaryota, Dinophyceae, Suessiales, Symbiodiniaceae.